AUGGCGUCGGGACUCAUGAACGAGCCUCGUUGCCAAGUCGACUACUCUGGAAGAACAAUAACUGCCUGGGUUCAAGAGAUGGCAACUUAUGUAAAAGCUUUAGAUGGCAAGCAUUUGCUGGAAAUAGGCAUGGAAGGAUUCUAUGGGGAUUCGCUGCUCUAA
Ilex paraguariensis (yerba mate) is the source of this 162-nucleotide messenger RNA. The record is from the annotation of a GenBank genome assembly. Lineage: Eukaryota; Viridiplantae; Streptophyta; Magnoliopsida; Aquifoliales; Aquifoliaceae.